This is a messenger RNA of Callithrix jacchus (white-tufted-ear marmoset), 7586 nucleotides long. It is a transcript of the gene COLEC10, whose product is annotated as collectin subfamily member 10. Gene Ontology annotation, biological process: ossification. Gene Ontology annotation, molecular function: growth factor activity. Lineage: Eukaryota; Metazoa; Chordata; Mammalia; Primates; Cebidae. The record is from RefSeq and is a predicted model, not a curated record.
AGCUUGUGUUCCAAGGUAAGAGAAUCUGAAACGAAAAACUCAGGUCCCCUCACGAGCAGCCCGGCGCUGCUUUCAACCAGGAAGUUCAAGGGAGGCAGGGCUGUAAGGUCAAAACUGCAAAGCCGAAGCUCAAGACUGUAAAAAGAAAGUGGUCUUCAGAAAAAAGGAUUCACCCAAAUCGAAGAGGUUGUUGCACUUCUUUUCCCUGGUUGAUUACAUUUCCUGCCUGUAAACUUUGCUAAGCCCGGGGCGCUGGCUGUAAAAGCAGAGACAGGUGUAGGGAUACCUCCACCCUCUGGGUAUAUCUGCGGCCGCCGCUGCUGGGUGCAGGUGCACAGGACGAAGGGCCCUCGACCCAUUCCCAGUCCAAGCUUCCGAAGGACGCACCUGGCCCGGGGACGUCUCCCACGUGAAGGGGGCCAACCAAGCAUCCCCAGCCCCGGGGCCACCCAGUCUGCUCCGGCGGGAGGAGGCAGCGAAAAAGGGCAUCUCGGGGCCAGAACCUCGUGCCCGAUCCUCCGACUUUCCCCCCAUUUCCAGGAUAUCGUUUCGCCUCAGGGACACUCUUCACCACACCUUCUACCUCAAAGUCUUGCGCACCUACCCUUCCAGUCUCUCCAAAGCAAUUGAAUUAAAGCGCCUAUUGGCCUUGGCGGCGCAGAAGAUGUCAGAGUGGGAUCUGCUGUAGGCUCCCAGCAGCCCCCAGGAGUACCAAGUGAGAUACCUACUGGGUCCACUGUGUCCACUGUCCUUGGUAGCCCCGGAGGAUCAUGGGGCUUCUCUGUCAUCAAAGCAUGGUGCACUCUGAGGAAGUGUCUCACUAUCACGAGUGGAGAUGAUGGCGAAAAAGGAGAUCCAGGAGAAGAGGGAACGCAUGGAAAAGUGGGACCCAUGGGACCAAAAGGAAUUAAAGGAGAACUGGGUGAUAUAGGAGAUCAGGGCAAUAUUGGCAAGACUGGACCUAUCGGCAAGAAGGGUGACAAAGGAGAAAAAGGUUUGUUUGGAAAACCUGGAAAAAAAGGCAAAGCAGGUACUGUCUGUGAUUGUGGAAGAUACCGGACAUUUGUUGGACAACUGGAUAUUAGUAUCGCUCGGCUCAAGACAUCUAUGAAGUUUGUCAAAAAUGUCAUAGCAGGGAUUAGGGAAACUGAAGAGAAAUUCUACUACAUCGUGCAGGAAGAGAAGAACUACAGGGAAUCCCUAACCCACUGCAGGAUUCGGGGUGGAAUGCUAGCCAUGCCCAAGGAUGAAGCUGCCAACAUACUCAUCGCUGACUAUGUUGCCAAGAGUGGCUUCUUUCGGGUGUUCAUUGGCGUGAAUGACCUUGAAAGGGAGGGACAGUAUGUGUUCGCAGACAACACUCCACUGCAGAACUAUAGCAAUUGGAAUGAAGGGGAGCCCAGCGACCCCUCUGGUCAUGAGGACUGUGUGGAGAUGCUCAGCUCUGGCAGAUGGAAUGACACAGAGUGCCAUCUUACCAUGUACUUUGUCUGUGAGUUCAUCAAGAAGAAAAAGUAACUUCCCUUAUGCUAUAUAUUUGCCAUUUUCCUGUGACCAUCAUUACAUUUAUUUUUAUCUGUCCUUUUUUUUCCUAAUUAUACUACAUUUGAUCUGACUCUACAUAACUAGGGAAUGCUAAACUGAGGUGUGGAACCUCUAUCAUCAUGCUCUUUUGUGAUGAUUUUCAUAUUUUCACACAUGGUAUGUUAUUCACUCUGCAGCUCACUAGGUUACAUGGGUCUUAAGAGAGCAUUUUAAUUCCUAAUUGUACAGGACAUGUUUGGUUGUCUACAUAUCAGAUGAGUUGUGCUCUUGGUAUUUGCUCUACCAUCUCUCCCUAGAGAACUCUGUGUCUAGCCCAGUGGAUAAUUGUCCAGUUUGUUGGUGAUGAUUAGGAAGGUUGUUGAUGGCCAGGCUAACCUGCCUGCCCAAAGCCAAGCUGGUAGAAGGGCUUUCUGUGAAUAAUGAUAAGAUCCUUGAAUCCAGGAUGCCCAGAUCUUUUACCAGUCACACUCUAUGGCCAUUACCAUACUUGAAAGUUCUCCAUGUUGGCACAGACUUAGCAAUGCUUUAACACCAAACCUUUAUAUGUGCAACUUCUAGCUUUGUAUCUUGUUUCAGACCAUGGGAAUGAUGAAUACUCUUUUUAUGCUUCUGAUCUACAGACUUCAGUAGCAUAUACCAAGUAUGUGCUUUGGAACCCUUAGUGUAGGCCUUCACCUUAAUUUCAGGUCCCUACAUAUUCACAAACUGAUUUAAGAAAAAUGGAACUCUUAAAAUCAAAUAGAAAAAAUGGGGAAUUGUUCACAACAGUAUUAUUUAUAGUUAUCUUGCUAAAUUGCCCACUGCUAUUAACAUAACUUCAUUUUGAUUUAUCUUAGGUUUACCUGCAUGAGUUUUAUUCAUCUUAGGCAUGGGGAAUGAGGGAAGGAGUUUGUGAAGCCUUAAGAAAAUUCUGGAAGCUUCAAAGUGCUACCAACAUCAUCUCCAGGCCUCCUUCUCCUUGCCUCUAACCUAUCACUCAUGGUGACAUUUCAUAGGAGGUCUUUUAUUCUUCAUAAAUGUAUGUGGUAAAUAUCCUUCCACAGAUGUUCCUUCGAAUACUCUGGCAUCACAGAGACGUGUGAGGUACAGAAUUUGGAACAUGCCUAGAACUGGCAUUUACUGUGCUGAUAAAAUUCUACCUUAAACUGCAGAUCAAACCUCAAAGCAGCUUUCACUUGGAAUUUAAAAAUAAACAGUUCGAAGAUACUCUAGAUUAUCACCCUAUAAACUGCUGCUCCAGUUAUGGUUUGUGGCAUAUGAUUAGACUGUUUUAAAUGCUGGCAAAAUGGUUAAUGAAAUAAGAGAAACAGAUCAACAACAUAUGUUCACCUUAAACCAUCUGUUCAUGAUUUCACUCAUGACUAACUGGUUAUGAGAUAGGAUUUAAUUAGGUUAUUUCUGUGAGUUCAACAAAGGCCAUAAACUCAGAUCCUACAGGGGCCAGGCAGAUGACAUACAUAAAUGAAGUGGAACAGGUGGGGACCCUAGUGCACUGAGCACAUCUUACCCUUCCAAAGGAACCAGCUGCUCCUCAGUGGCUGCUAUUGGUGCUAGGGAGGACCCAAUCUUGCUACAUGUGCUGAUAUUCCAAGAGAAGUCAGAAAGCUGGGACUUUGUGACAUAUCCUCAUAUAUUAAAAUGCUGGCAGCGAAUUAAUUUUUAACCCAAAUUUUAAGUCAUAUUAAUGAAAGAUUAGAGGUCAAAAUUCUUCUAGCCAAAAUUGUGAUCAUUUUAUUUCUUACUUCUGAAGGAAGGUUUAGAAGUUUCUAACCAAAUAGAAUGUUCUUAGGAUAUGAUGACAUCAAAGUCAAGGUAUCCUAUUAAUACCUUAUUCAAUUCAGCUUAAUAAUAGGAAUGUGUUAUAUGUUUGGACAUUUAUCACAUUACUAGUUAAAUGCUUAUGAGAUGAUAGCACAUGAUAUUUUAAAGGCAGAAAAGUUGAAUAAAAAUUACAAAGCAGGAUCAUCAUAUCAAAGCCAGUAUCCUUGGAUAGAAAGCCAUUCCAGAUCAUGGGCAAUAAAAACCCAGAAACACCUGUAGGAAAAUAAAGCUCAUAUGUAAGAAGAGAGGAAGGAGAGACAUGUAGCAAAUGUUGCUGAUGGGCAGCUUCAUGUUAAAGAUCCAUGUUCUGAUUUUCUCUAAGUCCCCAAAGUAUGAGCAUUUAUUGUGUGUACUGUAGUUGCUAUUAUUACUUACUAUGAAUGUUAUAGUAAUAAUAGUUCUCUCAAUGACUCAUGUUUGCUGUGAUGCUUCCAAAAAAAAAUAAAUAAGAGAGCUUCAGCCAGUAAGGUGUAUCCUGUAACCUUGCCUGAAAGAAAUUUUGAAGACACCACACCAUUAAUUAAAAUUAUUAUGAAAACUCAAAUUUGAAGCACUUUGUGCUUAAUAAAAUGCCUUCACAUAUUAUUUUUUAUUUGAUUCUGAUAAACUCUGUGAAGGAUGGAAAACAAUCGAUUUUACUGCCACUUCCCAAUGGAAGUGUACUGAGGCCCAAGGAAGCUAAGCACUUUACCAAAAUCAGCUCACAUAUAAAAGAAAUCAAUGCCUUUAGCCUGCUGAUUGAAACUGCCAAUGCAGUGUCUUCUCCAAUCUCUGUGCAUUACUCAUGUAUUGAAUGGAAUUUCAUCCACAAUGAUCUUGUGAUAGCAGGGGCUCAAAUGACUACAUUCCAAAGUUAAAGGUGAGGAUUAAUUAACAGAGAUGAUGGGGAAUCAGAAACUUGCCUUAUAAAUUUAGUGUUCACUGGUUUGUUUUUUAAUCCACAAAUGUCCACAUAAGCCAUUAGUGUUGAGGAGGUAAAUUUCAGCAGCCAUAGUACAAUUCUGCAGAUAACUACAGAUAUAGGGCAAUCAAAUCAGAUACAUAAAAAUCAAGAUUUGACCCAAAUAAGAAUGAGUAAAUAAUUAUUUUCCUCAUAAAAGAAUUCACUAGAGAAGUGAGUUACUGCUCAAACACAGUAGAAAAGUGUACACCCUUAUUAAAGAAAGACAUCACAAGUGUUGAUUGCACUUUGGACAACUCACCCACAAACACUGCCGGCAUUUUAAAAAUGCAUUUCAUCUUCUUAGAUCUGUGUUACUCAAAUAUGAGCAGCUCUAAUUGUCAUUAAUCGAACUAUUUCCAGCUCUCUGGAUUGCAUACUUUGAGGUAACAUGAUUCUUACGGAAUAGGAAAAGUAAGCUACACAGCAUCACUCCCAACAUCAUCAUAUUGAGACUAAAUUUUCUCGGGUAUUAUCAAUGAUAGGAAAAUGACAGUGUGAUUCCAUCCAGGGUAGCACUGGUUUGACAGCAUCACUUAGAAAUUAAAAAUCUAGAUCUGCUAUCACAACUGCCCAAAGGCCACACCAACUGUGCUUCUUACUAGCCAUAUUAGGAGAAUAUCUUAAGUGCUCUAAACCUUGCUUUUCUAUCUAUAUAGUUCUUCCUCUCAUAAUGUUGUGACAAAUAAAAGUAGCAAUGCAAUGAGGAAUUUAGCAGAGUACCAGUUAAAUAAGCUAUAUGAAUGCAAAGACACUUAGCCAUUAGUACCAACUGCAUCUACUACCAGACGCAUGUUGAAGAGAAACAAAACAUAUUUUAAGACAUAGUAAAAUUUACCUAUGUGAAUAUAUGUCUAUCAUAUGUAUACUAUACACACAGCAUAUAUAUGCUGUAUGUGUAUACUAAAUGUGUGUGUGUGUGCAUGUACAGCAAGGUAAAUUUUUUUCAACUUAUUCAACAGAUAUUUUUCUCUGGGAAGGUAAAUAAAUUUGCCAAAAGUUGUACUGCUUGUUGGAAUUAGAGCUGAGGUCCAGCACUGGAUAUGAUUGUUUCUAAAACUGUACUUUUAAAAAUAGGAUCCAGUUUAUUGUAACUAUGGUGAUCACAUUAACUAUUUUUUAACUUGAAAUCAGUAACUUGUAUCUCUUUGAGGUUAUAAGGUCUUCAUAAUAUAGACAAAUCCUUUAAAAUUCAUGGGGAAAAUCUGACAUAUCCUUUCACAUGGGGUUGAAGAAAAGGAGCCACUGGCCACAGAUAUAAAGGUGUAUGUGGUCCUUUUUACGAACAUAGGACUUUUUUUUUUUUUUUUUUUUUUGAGAUGGAGUUUCACUCUUUUUCCCAGUUGCUGGAGUGCAAUGGCGCGAUCUCGGCUCACCGCAACCUCUGCCUCCUGGGUUCAGGCAAUUCUUCUGCCUCAGCCUCCCAAGUAGCUGGGACUACAGGCAUGCGCCACCAUGCCCAGCUAAUUUUUGUAUUUUUAGUAAAGAUGGGGUUUCACCAUGUUGACCAGGAUGGUCUCGAUCUCUUGACCUCAUGAUCACCCGUCUCGGCCUCCCAAAGUGCUGGGAUUAGAGGCGUGAGCCACCGCGCCUGGCCGAACAUAGGACUUUAUUUUACUGUUCCCCUAAUACAUGGUCAUGCAGUUCAUAUUUGAACAUUUUGGUAAUCUGGUAAGAUUAUUAAUUUUUUUUUAAGUGGAGUCUCACGCUCUCACCCAGGGUGGAGUGCAGUGGUGUGAUUCCAGCUCACUGCACUCCGCCUCCUGGGUUCAAGCAAUUCUCCUGCCUCAGCCUCCUGAGUAGCUGGGGCUACAGGCAUGUGCCACCAAACCCGGCUAAUUUUUUGUAUUUUUAGCAGAGGUGGGAUUUCACCAUGUUGGCCAGAAUGGUUUUGAUCUCCUGACCUCAUGAUCCUCCUGCUUCAGCCUCCCAAAGUUUUAGGAUUACAGGCAUGAGCCACCAUGCCUGGCCAGUUUUUUCUUAUAGUGACCUAAAAUACACUUUUCUCUAAUUUCUACCCUUUGUCCCUGUCCUUCCUUCUGCUGUUUAUAACUCCGGGAAAUUUGACCCUGGCACAAGCUGGAGCACCAAGAGCAUACUCUUAAAGAAAAGACAAAUAGGAAAGGGAAUAACUGUCCUCACUAUAGACACAAAGGUGAAUAAAUAGGACUACAUAAACCUCAAGACCUAGGUCAUAUGUUCCAUACUCAAUAAAUUUAAAUUUUGUUGGUGAAGCACAACAGAGACAAAUGUGGAGAAUAAAUUGUAUUCAAAGCCAACUGUAACAUCUCAAAUGUAACUAAUCUAUUAGGAGAUGGUACAUGGUAGACAGGGUUCAACCCUCAGAGGAGGAAGCCUUUAAAAGGGAGAUGGUUGGUAAGGCCCCAUAAAGAGGGUUCAGAGCAGAUGCCCAGUGCCAGUGGGAAAAUGAAGUCAAAAUCAGAGCUCAAAUGCAUGACACCUACAUAGUAAACAAUUAGAAAGGCUAUAGCUUACAUGAAGAGUGGUUUGUUAACUCAUUAAUUCAUCAAAAAUAUUUAUGGAAUAUCUAAUAUGUUUUAUGCAGCACCCUGAUGAGGGGUGGAGACAUGGUAGAGAGGAGGACAGAUCGGAUCGUCAGCCUUCAGACUCACUGAAUAUCAAGCCUAUGGCACUGAGGCUCGAGAUUUUACUUAUUGUGAGGAUUACAUAAAUCUAUCCUAUUUUUACACCUAUGUUAUGUUGCAGUGUAAUAGAUCUCCAAAAAUAUACUGAAAUAAAUUAGGCAAAAGAAUUUUUGUAGAAGAACUGCAUCACCCUUUCUUCAAGUAUAACGUUUACACAUCUGCUCAAAUACAUUAACAUGCUCAUUUUGGCUUGCUCAUUAUGAUAUGAACAAGAUGUUCCCAUGUUAAUGUAAAUACUCACCCACACCAUCUCCUCACAAGAUAGAAUGCAUCCUUGUGGUUGUGCAUGAAUGAGCUUUGGCAAGUGGCAAAUGUUCUUUUGCCUUAGUUUUCUCUGGUGACUUAUACCUGACAUUCAGUGAAACUCACAUUUGCCAUAGAUUAUCACUUUCAUAAUAAAAUAAGGAGGCUUAGGGAGAAAGGGAGAAGUGAGUCUGUCAUUGUAUAAUGUAUUAAAAUGUGAGCACAGCAAUUCCAAAUUAAUCACCAUGUUGAUGACUGCAGUUGGGAGAUAAUGCAGACAAAUGGGUGUUACACAAUUUUAAAGCUAUAUAGCCCUUUAACAUACAUUUUUUAUUUUAGAACCAUUAAACUGAUGAAUUUAUCAAUGUUAA